Molecule: messenger RNA, 1786 nt
Organism: Nothobranchius furzeri (turquoise killifish)
Lineage: Eukaryota; Metazoa; Chordata; Actinopteri; Cyprinodontiformes; Nothobranchiidae
Gene: tmed7
Product: transmembrane p24 trafficking protein 7
Biological process (GO): Golgi organization; intracellular protein transport; endoplasmic reticulum to Golgi vesicle-mediated transport
Cellular component (GO): Golgi apparatus; endoplasmic reticulum-Golgi intermediate compartment; endoplasmic reticulum
Source: RefSeq, a predicted model, not a curated record
CCAAUGGGAGCCUUUUAAAGGCGGGACUAUUCACGAAGGACAGCCAAUGCGGUGUCACGUUUAUGAUACGUUUCCUAGCAUUAGUUGCAUCCGGGUGUUGACUUUGGGGUUAAACACUGAAGCAACUGACUUUCAGUCUCGAGGAUGUUCGGAUCACUUCGGGUGCUGUUGCAGGUGCUGUGGGCCCAUCUGCUCUGUGGGUGGGUGCUUGGCUCUGAGCUGACUUUUGAGCUGCCAGACAACGCCAAACAGUGUUUUUACGAGGACAUUAUCAUUGGCACCAAGUGUACUUUGGAGUUUCAGGUUGUAACGGGUGGCCAUUAUGAUGUGGAUUGUCGUCUCGAGGACCCAGAUGGCACAACACUCUACAAGGAGAUGAAAAAGCAGUAUGACAGUUUCACCUUUACAGCAGCCAAGAACGGGACACACAAGUUCUGCUUCAGCAACGAGUUCUCCACCUUCACACACAAGACGGUUUACUUUGACUUCCAGGUCGGUGACGACCCUCCACUUUUCCCUAAUGAGAAUAGGGUCACUGCUCUUACUCAGAUGGAGUCUGCGUGUGUGUCUAUCCACGAGGCACUGAAGUCUGUUAUCGACUACCAGACACACUUCCGCCUCCGCGAAUCCCAGGGACGCAGUCGGGCCGAAGACCUGAACACCCGCGUUGCAUUCUGGUCCAUUGGAGAGGCGGUUAUCCUGCUGGUGGUCAGCAUCAGCCAAGUGCUCCUGCUAAAAAGCUUCUUCUCUGACAAGAAGACCACUAUGACUCGUGUUGGAUCAUAACAGCAUUUGAGUUCAGGAUCGGAUUCAUUGCUUUUUUCUGUACCUGGGUUUGUGUGCGUAGAGUGGGUAGGAAUAGCAGUGCUGCACAGGAAAUGAAUCAUAUCAGACUACCAGAUGAGAUAAUCUGACAAUUUCUCAUUUAGCACUGCUGUUCUUAACAACCUCAUGCAUAUUAGUUUUGAGGGGGAAAAGUGUGUUUAAAGUUGUUGAAGAGGAAGGAAAAAUGAAAGGAAGGCUUGAUUGGAUAGUUGUCUGUAUUUGAGUCUGUUCAAGUUAGUUCAGUAGUUUGAAAAAAAUCAGAAUUUCUAAGUGUAUUUUUGCUUUUAUUUGUGUUUUUUGCACCUUUACCUCCCACUUGCCUCCCGCCCUUCCAAAUCUGCCGUGACUUUCAGCCCAUAGUGCAGUUGGUAAUGAGCAAAGUGAUGGUAGGUGAGACAAAACUCCUUAUGUGCAGGUCACUGCAUCUCUGAAAUCAGUGCUAAAGGCACUUCCAAAAAGUUUUAUUAAAAAAAAAAUCUUACUUUCAUGAAUAUCAGUUUAGUGAUGUGAACAAGAUGCAUUUGUCACAUGAAAUAAGCUGAGCUGAGUUUGCUGUACAGAGAACCCCCCCCCCCCCCCCCCUUUAUUAGCUUGGCUUGAACGAGUGCAUACCGUCAGUUACCCAAUAACUUAAAAAGCAGUGUCAGAUCAACAAAAUUAGAAAAUUAGUUUUUGUGUAAAAUACCAUCGGUUUUAAAGUCACCAGCUUCUACAAACUUUCAUUUGCUCCAUUGCAAACAUGAGUAAGGUUGUCUUUCCUGUUUUAAAGUCUGACAGUAUAUUUAUCUUGUAGACUCAGUGACAUUUUGGUUUUAUACAUGAUGUGAAUUUGUGUGCUGGAAGGUUAUGGGGUGGGAAUAUUCCAGUAUUUUUGGUUUGAAUUUGUAAUUUGAUUAAAUCAUAUAAAGAGUAAUUGGGUUGUUUAAAUAAACAAUGAAUUGAAUGACAUCUGAGAAUACAA